UCAUAUUAUCUUCCAGCUUCGACGCCGUUUCCCCGCAAAACAACCAGAAAUUUCUUGCAUUAGCAAAAUAAUAUUGCUUCCUGAAAGGCCUUAAAGAAAGGAAUGAACCUUCGGAAUUGAUUUCUUGGUGCUUUACGGUUUUUCACGGCUGCGCUCGUUGAACUCCCAGAAAAAAAAUCCCAUGAACUUUUGGGAUUAGGGUUUGCGUAUUUAUCUCUCCUUUCUCUCGGUAUCUCACUUAAUCUCCCUGGAAGCAGAAAACAUCGAAGCUUUGAAAUUAGUUUAGGGUAAUUUUUUAUUUUGGAAUGUUUGAGGAGGAAAAGAUGGAUGAAGGAAAAGGAGGGGAUCGCAUGGAUCAGUUCCAUAGAAACGAAGCAAUAUCGGCCGUUGCUGAUGAGAGUUUUUUAGGUGAAGAAGACGACGAUUAUGAAGACCUUUACAAUGAUGUUAAUGUUGGCGAAGGGUUUCUUCAAUCAUUGAGAAGAAACGAUGAUGUAGGGUUUAGAAAUGAAGAAACUAAGAAUAGUUUGAAUAUUAAUAGUGGUGGGAAAGUUUGUGGGUCACCAAUAGGUGCUCCAGAAUCUGGUGUUUCAAUUCCAGGGGUUGCAGGUAGUGGUGAAAGAGGGGAUUCUAGGGUUUCUUAUGAGAGUCAAGCGUUUAGAGGUGGUGGUGGUGUUGAUGAUGUCAAAGGACCUAGUCCAGGCUUUGGUGGCGGUGGCUGUGGGCUUAGGGUUGAAUUAGCUCAGGCUCCGAGUAAGUUGAAUGAGGUGGUUGCGGAGCAGAGUGGGAAUAAGAAUAGUGGUUUAGGUAGUGCAGGUGGUAUGGGACAUCAGGGAUAUGGUGUGGGGAGUGUUGAGAAUGAGGGUUUGGUGAGACAAGGAGUAGUAGGAGGUGUGGGUGUGAAUGGCCCCGGUGCCAGCGGCAGUAGCUGUGGCGGUCCUAUGAUUGGGAAUGGAGGUGCAAAUAUGUGUGUUGUUGGCCCUGGAGUUGGAGCAACGGAUGGUGCAGGUGGCAGUGGAGGUGGAGGUGGUGGGACAAUAUUGUUUGUUGGUGAUUUGCAUUGGUGGACUACAGAUGCUGAAUUGGAGUCUGAGUUGUGUAAGUAUGGACCCGUUAAGGAAGUAAAGUUUUUCGAUGAGAAAGCAAGUGGGAAGUCAAAAGGGUAUUGCCAGGUUGAGUUUUAUGAUCCAGCCGCAGCUACAGUUUGUAAGGAGGGGAUGAAUGGGCACGUGUUUAAUGGAAGGCCUUGUGUUGUUGCCUUUGCAUCGCCAUUUACUGUUAAGAAAAUGGGAGAGGCUCAGUUAAAUAGGAAUCAGCAGAUGGCACAGUCUGCUCAAGCAAGGAGGGGUCCUAAUGAUGUGGGUGCUAAGACUGGUGCCAAUAAUAUUCAAACUGGUGGGAAUUAUCAAGGUGCGGAUAAUAAUAGGGGUUAUGGGAGAGGGAAUUGGGGAAGAGGCAAUGCUCAGGGGAUCGGAGGUAGAGGGCCAGGUGGUCCUAUGAGGAACAGGGCUGGUGGAAUGGGUGGCAGAGGUAUCAUGGGAAAUGGUGGAAAUGGAUUUGGGCAGGGAAUGGGUGGGGCACCUCCUCUCAUGCACCCGAUGGGUCAAGGUUUUGAUCCUGCUUUUGGUGGACCGAUGGGAAGAAUGGGAGCUUAUGGAGGCUUUCCCGGAGCUCCAGCACCUCCUUUUGGGGGGAUUUUACCUUCAUUCCCUCCGGUUGGAGGAGUUGGUUUGCCUGGAGUGGCUCCUCAUGUUAACCCUGCAUUCUUUGGAAGAGGUAUGCCCAUGAAUGGUAUGGGGAUGAUGCCCUCAAGUGGUGCAAAUGGGCCUAAUAUGGGAAUGUGGUCAGAUUCUACCAUGGGAGGAUGGGGUGGUGAUGAGCAUGGUGGUGGGAGAGCUGGAGAGUCGAGUUAUGGGGAGGAAGCUGCAUCUGACCAUAAAUAUGGCGAGGUUAGUCAUGACAGAGGUGUUUGGCAAAACCCAGCCAAAGAAAAAGAUAGAGCUUUUGAAAGAGAAUGGUCUGGUUCAUCCGAAAGAAAGUACCAUGAUGAUAGAAAAUCAGGAUAUGAUAGGGACAUACCCAGGGAGAAAGAACUAGGCCAUGGUCAUGAUAGGCCAGAAAGAAGACACAGGGAUGAUAGAGACAUUGGUCGAGAACGAGAUAGGGAGCGCUCUCGAGAUCGUGACCGCAAUCGUGAUCGUGACAGGGAACGUGAUCGAGAUAGGGAUAGAGAUAGAGAUAGAGAUAGGGAUCGAUAUAGGGAAGACAGAGACAAAUAUGCUGAUCAUCGUAGGCACAGGGACCGUGAGCCUGAGCAUGAUGAUGAUUGGGACCGGGGGCGGUCAUCAAGGACUCGCAGCAAGUCCCGAUUAUCACAGGAAGAUGAGCAUCGCCCAAGAUCUAGAGAUGCUGAUUAUGGGAAGAGGCCAAGGCUUACCUCAGAGUGACUUAUCAGAUGCUUUUUAUAUCAGUAACUUCUGCUAGAAUUGUUUUUUUGAAAAGAAAUAUCAGUAAGGUAGAAACAUUUUGUUCAUCAUUCUCUUUUGGUGUCUCUCUCAACUGGUGGUGUUGUGGUCAUUAAUUCAUAGCCAUUCAGAGUUCAAUGCCUGAAUUUGCUGAUUGCUUCUCUUCCUUUGGAGGAUGGUCUCCAUUUCGCAUGAAACAACUCGAAGGUAUUUGAUCUUGAUAUUUGAAGCAGUUCAGCAGAAGUAUGGUAUAAUGGAAAUGAAGAUUGAUUGCAGCGUCGGGAAUUUGGGAGAGAGUAGAUGGUGUUUCCUUUUGGUAGCCAGUCAUGUAGAAUGGAACCAUGGUUUUAAAGUAGUUUUAGCUUUAAAUUUGAAUGAAUGUUUUAGUUGAUUGGACACUUGAUGAUGAAACCAAUGUUAUGGCAUGAGAUAUGGUUAGAUUACUUCAUAAACUUAAAAAGAAUAGUUUGAAUUGUGGUGUAACAAUAGGGAUUUAGCUGAGGAUGCUGCUGCUGAUUGGUGA
Hibiscus syriacus is the source of this 2988-nucleotide messenger RNA. RefSeq lists its product as uncharacterized. Gene Ontology annotation, biological process: mRNA alternative polyadenylation. Lineage: Eukaryota; Viridiplantae; Streptophyta; Magnoliopsida; Malvales; Malvaceae. The coding region runs from base 306 to 2447 and encodes 713 amino acids. The record is from RefSeq and is a predicted model, not a curated record. Gene Ontology annotation, cellular component: mRNA cleavage and polyadenylation specificity factor complex. The transcript has 4 exons. Gene Ontology annotation, molecular function: mRNA binding.